Messenger RNA from Mycena indigotica, 1860 nucleotides. RefSeq names its product DHS-like NAD/FAD-binding domain-containing protein. The record is from RefSeq and is a predicted model, not a curated record. Lineage: Eukaryota; Fungi; Basidiomycota; Agaricomycetes; Agaricales; Mycenaceae. Gene Ontology annotation, cellular component: mating-type region heterochromatin. The transcript is spliced from 3 exons. The coding region runs from base 1 to 1860 and encodes 619 amino acids. Gene Ontology annotation, biological process: replication-born double-strand break repair via sister chromatid exchange; pericentric heterochromatin formation; regulation of DNA repair. Gene Ontology annotation, molecular function: NAD+ binding; histone deacetylase activity, NAD-dependent.
AUGAACAUAAAACAAACGUAUCCUACGAAGCAGCUACGAACAAGAACUCGUAUCUUAUGGCGCUUGAAAAUAAACAGGAAACGACCUAGUUAUUUAUCUACUUCCACCUUACGCUCCUCGGGAAAAUAUAAACUGACCAUUUGGCAUUCUGCGUCGACACGGAGGUCACACUUUGUCACAUCCGAACAGGGCGACAGCGACAACAAUGUGUUCGACUUGCUUCCUCCUCUCACUUCGAUGACCCUUUUUGUCCCAUUAGCCAGCUCUGGCUCGGGAACUCAGCCGCCAUCGUCGCCGGCGUUCCUUAAGACAUCGCCGACGCCCACAGUCCACCUCGAACGGAUUACAAAAGCUAUCUUGAAGGCAAGGAGAAUCGUAGUGGUUUGUGGCGCUGGGAUCUCCGUUCAGGCCGGCAUACCCGACUUUAGAUCUCCCGAGGGGCUAUUUCAGACUUUGAAGAGAGAGAAUCCCAAGGAAGUGCUUUCCUCAGGCAAAGAUCUCUUUGAUGCAUCGGUUUUUCAAUCUGAAAACACGACCUCUCUGUUCUACCAAAUGAUUGCCCGUCUUUCCGAGCUCUCAACUGCUGCCAGCCCAACACAAUUCCACAAGCUAUUGCACGCACUGGAAACUCGGGGCCGCCUACUCCGCGUAUAUACACAGAACAUCGACGCCAUCGAGGAAAAGUCGGGUUUGACUUUCGGAAUUCCCCCCUUUCAAGAGAAGAGACAGAAAUCUCGGACCCCAAAGCCAGCUCCCGACACAGAACUGGCCUUUCCUGACAAUGUUGCGUCCUCUAGUCGUCUUCCGACCCCUUCUGGAGAGACAACGCCUCGUUGUAUCCCCCUUCAUGGCACCCUACAAACUGUGCACUGCCAGAUUUGCAAUCACUCCUUCGCGCUGGCUGAUCAUCUUCCUGCUUUUGCUAUCGGGACUCCCCCCGCUUGUCCGGAAUGCAUAUCCAUGGACGAGACGCGUCAACUUGUGGGAAAGCGCUCUCGUGGAAUUGGCCGUCUUCGGCCGUCAGUGGUCUUGUACAACGAAGAACACAAAGACGGCGAGGGAGUUGGUUUUGUUGUUCAACGCGACUUGAUGGGUCUUUCCAAAGGCAAAGGCCGAAGCGGAGCUGAUUUACUGCUUGUUGUGGGCACAAGUUUGCGUGUGCCUGGCACAAAGAGAAUGGUCCGCGAAUUUGCUAAAGCUGUUCGAUCCAGAGGGAAAGACAAUGUUGGAGGGUCCAACAGCCCUAGCCCGACUCCUCAGGCUGGCGAAGAAGAUCAACCACUCAAAGCCCUUUAUCUAAACCUUGACUUCCCGGUUCCCACGCGCGAGUGGGAAGGUGUCUUCGAUGCAUGGAUACAAGGGGACGCCCAAGUCUUCGCUGAGAUCCUACAGGCAGGGAUUGACAAGGAGACCAAAGCAAAAGAAGCUGCGGUAGAGAGAAAACGACGGAAAGAAGAGCAAUCUGAGGAGUUGGCGGUGUGCCAGACACCCAAGAAACGCAAGACCACGUCACCUUCCAAAUCCCAUUGCAGUCCGAAGCGUCGGAAAACAACUGAUCCACCUACGACACCGAUAAAGUUGCUGUUGAAAGUACCACCUGCGACUAUGAUAAAGUAUGUCCCCGAAGUGGUCAUUCCUUGUCCUCCUCGCCCAUCAAUACCUUCACCCUCGAAGUCGCCAACGCGUUCGUGUAAAACGUCAUCAUCUUCGAAGAUCAAGUCUUCUCCGGUGCGAGUGCGGGCCAAACCUCCGAGCAAAUCACAAGUCGCUCCCAAAUCUUCUAGCGAUAGCGAUUUCCCUCCUCUUGUGCGCGGAUUGCAAUACGGCUUGCGGUCGCGCCCCUCUUCUCGGACUAGCUGA